This is a messenger RNA of Cucurbita maxima (winter squash), 792 nucleotides long. Its product is annotated as soluble inorganic pyrophosphatase 1. The record is from RefSeq and is a predicted model, not a curated record. The coding region runs from base 70 to 705 and encodes 211 amino acids. Gene Ontology annotation, biological process: phosphate-containing compound metabolic process. Gene Ontology annotation, molecular function: magnesium ion binding; inorganic diphosphate phosphatase activity. NCBI's taxonomy places the organism in Eukaryota, Viridiplantae, Streptophyta, Magnoliopsida, Cucurbitales, Cucurbitaceae. Gene Ontology annotation, cellular component: cytoplasm. The transcript has 9 exons.
UCCUGUUCCAUCUUUUCCUGUUCCAUCUUUUCCUGUUCUCUCGCUCUCUGCUUCACCAAUCUUUCAGAUAUGACCACUGCUGAGAGUGCCAACGGUGAUAAGAACCGAGCUCCCAAGUUGAAUGAGAGGAUUCUUUCCUCUCUGUCUAGAAGAUCGGUUGCUGCACAUCCUUGGCAUGAUCUUGAGAUUGGACCUGAUGCUCCCAAGAUUUUCAACUGUGUUGUUGAGAUUACAAAGGGAAGCAAGGUUAAAUAUGAACUUGACAAGAAGACUGGGCUGAUCAAGGUUGAUAGGAUUCUGUAUUCAUCAGUGGUGUAUCCUCAUAAUUAUGGCUUCAUCCCCCGCACACUAUGCGAAGACAACGAUCCUAUGGAUGUUCUAGUUCUUAUGCAGGAACCAGUUCUUCCUGGCUGUUUCCUCCGAGCCAAGGCCAUCGGACUCAUGCCCAUGAUUGACCAGGGAGAGAAAGAUGAUAAGAUCAUUGCAGUUUGUGCUGAUGAUCCUGAAUACAAGCAUUACAAUGACAUCAAGGAGCUUGCCCCCCACCGUCUCUCUGAGAUCCGCCGCUUCUUUGAAGACUAUAAAAAGAACGAAAACAAGGAGGUGGCAGUUAACGAUUUCUUACCUUCAGGCGUUGCUCUUGAAGCUAUCCAGUACUCAAUGGAUCUUUACGCCGAGUACAUUCUGCACACCCUGAGGCGAUAGACCAAUGCAAUUUAUCCCGCCCGAGCACCUUAAUAAAAGCCGGUCGUAGCCAUGUUAUUUUCUACCUACUUUUUUUUUUUUUUUUUU